Messenger RNA from Angiostrongylus costaricensis, 852 nucleotides. The record is from the annotation of a GenBank genome assembly. NCBI's taxonomy places the organism in Eukaryota, Metazoa, Nematoda, Chromadorea, Rhabditida, Metastrongylidae.
AUGAACAGCACGACUCAACAGCACGUGCAGCAAUGGCAGCACCAGGUGAUCGCCUUCAUUAACACGUUCGUGCUAUUCUGUCAGAUCCUGUUCGGAUGCACCGGCAAUGUGCUGAAUCUGAUCGUCCUGCUAUCGCAAAAUAUGCGGUCAAGGACCAAUCUCAUAUUUGCUGUAAUGGCGUUCGCAGACCUCUUCUUUCUUCUUAUGCAUAUUCCUCAGUUUCUAUUCUUUUGUUUUAUCCAGUGUUCUGUCGUUAUGUUCUUUUUAAACAGGUCCAUGAUGUACGCAACGAUCGAACGUGUGCAAGUGUUCCGUUGCCCAUUCCGCACUUCACGUCGCUCUGUAUCGUCACGAUUUCUCGCUACAAUUGCGCUUAUGGUCCUCGGCGCUCUUGCAGUCACCGCACCUAAUUUCAUGCUACCGUCCAAUACUUUUCCACACCAUAUCGUCAGGUUGUUAUUGGUCCUUCAUGCAGUUAGUGUUGUUCUCGUCCCACUGGUGGUUUGUGCUUUGCUCAACAUUCUUCUCGUUUUGGCAUUGAAAAAGAAUACGAUGCCUAUACAGAUGCUCGAAAACUUACAGGCACAACAAAAAAUUCUUAUGGCUAGGAAUAAAGCGGAACAAAAGGUAACCAUUAUGGUGACAGUGAUUAUUACCAGCUUUGUCAUCUGCAACGCUCCUGGUGCAAUUUUAUAUGUGGCUCAUCAAAACCACAUCACUUUUAGAAAGAGUCUCACAAAUGUUAUGAUUGCUUCUAUCUCGAAUACGCUGGUAAUAACAGGAAAGGCCAAGCUGGUUACGUUCAGAACAGGAGCUGUGCUAGCAUCAAGACAAUCCACUGCUCGUGGUUGA